This is a messenger RNA of Aspergillus viridinutans, 861 nucleotides long. RefSeq lists its product as uncharacterized. Lineage: Eukaryota; Fungi; Ascomycota; Eurotiomycetes; Eurotiales; Aspergillaceae. The record is from RefSeq and is a predicted model, not a curated record. Bases 1 to 861 code for a protein of 286 amino acids. The transcript has a single exon.
AUGCCCGAUCAACCGAGAUGGCAGCCGUGGGUCAAGUAUCGCGGGCUGAACAGGAUAUUCAAGAAAGAGAUUGAAGAUUUCUACUUCGAGCACUGGAUCAAGCGUUCAGAGCUCUGGGUGAAAUGCGAGCAAGAGCUUCCGCCGGAUGUCCCUGGAUUGUAUGAUGUGGAUUUGCAUGAGUGUUAUAUUUUCUCUGGCUUUCGUGAUUCCGAAAAGCGCAUCGCUGUUUUCGAGGGUCAAAGAUUAAAAUGGACAGAUCCGCGAGAUCGUGAGAUAUUAAUUCUGAUUGAGAAAAUGUUGAACGAAUUCGAUGAGCAAGGAUAUCAUCCUUACAUCACCUUUGAGAUUGAAAAAGGAGUGACCGAUUUAAUUCCCAUCGACCUUCGUUUGCGGCAUACCAUCAGAAGUAGUUAUUUUACCUUUGACUGGCGAACUUAUCUCUGCACUCUGCUUUGGGAGCUGCGCCACGUUGAUGAGUAUGAAUUGCUCUCCGGGGUAUGGUAUUCUUACAUCUUCCUCCAGUUGUUGUUUCAAUGCUCAUCAGGACAGUGCAAAUCCCAACCCCGACUGGCAGUAGAAUUGAGAUGGAAGACCAAAUACGGCCAAAUGAAGCCUAUGGAAGCAAUGCUACAUCUGGUGCGAGCAGCAGGAACCGAGCUUGUUGGCCGUGAUGGUCGACUGCUCGAAAUCCGCAGGUGUCGACGGCACCGCUUAGGACUCAAAACUGGCAAAUUGCGGCCUCGACCUCUUGCCCAUGAUACAAGUGUGCUUGAACGUCGCUUUGCACAGGUCGAUGAGGAACUCGUGUCAGAGACGCUACUGGACUCUGCAAUGAUGUCGGAUGUACAGAUAGAGUGGUAG